Messenger RNA from Dipodomys spectabilis (banner-tailed kangaroo rat), 1635 nucleotides. RefSeq names its product acid sensing ion channel subunit family member 5 (gene Asic5). The transcript has 10 exons. The coding region runs from base 33 to 1550 and encodes 505 amino acids. Lineage: Eukaryota; Metazoa; Chordata; Mammalia; Rodentia; Heteromyidae. Gene Ontology annotation, molecular function: ligand-gated sodium channel activity. Gene Ontology annotation, biological process: sodium ion transmembrane transport. The record is from RefSeq and is a predicted model, not a curated record. Gene Ontology annotation, cellular component: membrane.
AUCGCUGAGGACGCCUGCUCAUUGUAGUCAGGAUGGAGCCGAGCGAGAAAUCCAAAGUGUGUUCUGAGAAAGGACUCUUAGCAAAGAUAAAACUUUACCUUUUCAAGAAACCACUGCCAUCUCCCACUGACCGGAAGAAGUUUGACCACGACUUUGCCACCUCCACUUCCUUUCAUGGGGUACACAACAUUGCUCAGAACCAGAACAAAGUUCGCAAAGUCAUCUGGUUGGCGGUGGUGCUGGGCUCUGUCUCACUUCUAGUAUGGCAGAUCUACAGCCGCUUGGUCAACUACUUCACAUGGCCAACCACGACCUCAAUAGAGGUGCAGUAUGUGGAAAAGAUCGAGUUCCCAGCUGUGACAUUUUGUAACUUGAACAGAUUCCAAACAGAUGCUGUAGCCAAAUUUGGCAUCAUUUUUUUCUUAUGGGACAUAGUCUCCAAAGUUCUUCACCUUCAGGAAACCAGAGUCAAUUUCACUGACUCUAAUGAGGCUAUUGAUUUUGCUGUCAGUCACCAAAACUUCAGCAUCACAGAGUUUGUCAAGAACAAUGGUUUUUAUCUCAAUAAUAGCACUUUGUUGGAUUGUGACUUUUUUGGAAUGCCAUGUAGCCCAAAGGAUUUUAAACAUGUCUUCACUGAAUAUGGAAAUUGUUUUACUUUUAAUCAUGGUGAAAAUAUCCAAGGAAAGAAUAAAGUGAGUGUCUCUGGAAGAGGAUUAAAUUUGCUCUUCAAUGUUAAGCAGGAGGAAUUUACUGAUAAGCCCUCCCUGGGCUUUGCUGAUGCUGGGAUCAUAUUUGUUAUCCAUUCACCUAAGAAGGAGCCACAGUUUGAUGGCUUGGGCCUGUCCUCACCAGUGGGCAUGCAUGCACGGGUGACAAUCCGCCAACUCAAGACAGUCCACCAAGAAUACCCCUGGGGAGAGUGUAAUCCUGAUAUCAAGCUGCAGAAUUUUCACAGCUACAGUACUUAUGGUUGUUUGAAGGAAUGCAAAGCCCAGCACAUAAAAAAGCAAUGUGGAUGUUUGCCUUUUCUGCUUCCAGGAAAUGGAACAGAAUGUGACCUACAAAAAUACUACAGCUGUGUUUCUCCUAUCAUUGACUACAUUGAACUAAGAGGAUUGUGCACAAUGGGAACAUAUAAUUCUAGUUGCCCUGUGUCCUGUGAAGAAACAGAAUAUCCUGCUACUAUUUCUUAUUCUACUUUUCCAAGUCAAAAUGGUUUGAGAUUUCUUUCCAAGAAGUUGAAUCAAAGCCAAGAAUAUAUUGGGGAGAAUCUUGUGAACAUUGAAAUAAACUAUAGUGACCUCAACUAUAAGAUAACCCAACAACAAAAAGCAGUGAGUGUGCCUGAGUUACUUGCAGAUCUUGGUGGUCAGCUUGGUCUAUUUUGUGGAGCCAGUAUGAUUACAAUUAUAGAGAUUAUUGAAUAUGCAUUUACCAAUUUCUACUGGAUAUGCAUUUUCCUUUUGCUGAAGAUACCUGAAAUGAUCCAGUGUGCUCCUCCAACUCAGAAUCAUCCAGGAAAGAAAAAUAGAAUAGAGAUGUGUUAAUUUCAGGUUCAAAAUGAAAAUGUUCUCUUCAAAAUACUUUUAGAUUUAGAAUAGCUAAUUCAUUGUUAUGUGACUAUAUGUUGUA